This is a messenger RNA of Suillus subalutaceus, 2019 nucleotides long. RefSeq lists its product as uncharacterized. The record is from RefSeq and is a predicted model, not a curated record. Lineage: Eukaryota; Fungi; Basidiomycota; Agaricomycetes; Boletales; Suillaceae. The transcript is spliced from 6 exons. The coding region runs from base 144 to 1898 and encodes 584 amino acids.
CAAGGGCUGGACCCUCGCACAGUUGAUCAAAAAAUCGCCCAAUUUUCGUUCGGUAGACAGGGUCCGUUUUGACGAUCCGAUGCUGAUGCAGACAAUUCGGAUACACGAAGAUUCUGGUGCCCCCUUAAUCAUUGAAGGAUUUCAUGAGCACAACAGCUGGCCUGCCGAUCUGUUCACCUUGGAUUGGCUUAAUGUGCAUGGGAAACCAGGGGCGUCCGCACGUAACGUGCGCACCUGGGCUGACUUCGACCUGCCCCUUUCCGAGCUCAUCCAUAAACUUCGUGCGACCCCAGUAUACGCUAACGAAAAUGAAACCUGAGCGACUUUAUGGCAAAGAUGCGGAAUGUCCUCAUGAGUGGGCAACUUGGCUAUCAACGGCUAGCGUCCUUCCAAGUGAUCUUCUGCCUCACGGAACCAAUGAUUACCUAAAGUACCUUUCGAGCGAUGUACAGACUUUGAUGUGCUACCUCGGAGUAGGGGACACGUUUACUCCUUUCCACAAGGAUCUAUGUGCAUCUUCUGGCCAAAAUCUUAUGUGUUAUACCGAGAAUGGCGGGUCGUCUUUCUGGUUCAUGACAGAGAGUUCAGCUGCACCAGCCAUGGCUGAAUUUUUCCAGAAGAUGAAUGAAGAAUUAGAUUUUGAGACACAUGUCGUGACCCUGAAAGAGUUGGGGCAGUCAAGACUUAAAAUCUACAUCGCGGAACAAACCCUCGGCGAUUUAGUACUUGUUCCCCCAAGAAGCUGUCACCAAGUCAUCAACAAUGGUGGCAUCACAAUGAAAACAUCCUGGUCACGUAUGACUCUCAAGGGGUUGUCGAAUUCUCUCUAUCAUGAACUUCCUGUAUACCAUCGCGUAUGCCGACCGGAGACAUACAAGGUCAAGUUGAAUAUAUAUCGCGCUCUUCACCGUCAGACACAGAUUCUUCGGAAACUUCAAGAACAGCAGACAAGUUCUCCUCACUUUGACCGGUCAUUGCCCACUGUAAACUCGGACCUUGAGCGAGUCGCUGAUGAUCUUCAUCACUUACUUGAGUUGCUUGAUGAUGUCCUCGGGGAAGAAUACUCACCAAAGCAUCAAGAUAUGCCGCAUGUUUCGCAAUCCGAUAUCUGCCAUCAAAGCAACAUCUGUUGCGACUUCUGCGGCGCGGAUAUCUUCCAGAGUUUCUUUGAGUGCUUGCCCUGCGCUCUUCAUUCACCUGGGACCAAUGACGAGAUGAAGAUCGGAGAUGGUAUCGUGGUUUGUCCGCUUUGUUAUGUCGAGGGUCGUGGCUGCAAAUGCGGGACUAUGAAUCCAAUUCAAUGCCGGCCUUUUGGCGAUCUGCUGAGAGUCCGCGAUGAGGCCCUACGUGCCAUUCGAGCGGUAUGUCCUGAUGUCGUGAAGGACCACGAGUAUCUACUGGGGCAUUCAAAUUCUAUCAUAUCAGCACGUCAUGUUGGCGUCUUCGUAGCUGCCUGCGUUUUGUACGAACGGCGACAGAUGACAUCUCGUAUGGAAGAGCCAAUGCGGGUGUGCUUGUCAAAGCAUGAAGUUCUUCAAAGUGCGAUAAUCUACUGCCCACCCUGCCAUGUCGGACGAUGCACGACGCAUAUAUUGGAGGGCUACCAUAUACAUUCUGCACCGGCACUCUUGAUGUCAAAUGACGUAAAAGUGUGGCAUAGCUACCACAAGGAAUCCAAGGCAGCAUUCAGGGAGGGAUUUGCACGUAUUCAGCGCGACGAAGAGACUGGCACACGUCCAGAUUUUCGCUUGAAGUUGGCAUGCGUCGCAUCAAAAUUUCGUACUUGCAAGUCUGUCAACCCGAACGCGACUACGCCGGGGUGGUACGAUAAAUGCAUAGAGCUAACUAGCGCGUCUGUGAGAGGUCCCCUAUUUUCAUUGUUUCCGCGCAACAGCUAACACAUUGACAAGGUUGCAUCAUCCCCAUUGAAGCAGGCGACUAAUAAUUCUAGUUUCGAGGCAACGUUCACUAGACCCGAGAAGCCUUCUUUGUCUACGGCAUCGCUUUUCCGUAAGUCUG